AUGUCCCCCCGCGAGCAAUUCAAGCCCGUCCGCAAAACCCCACUCGGCCGCGACGGCGGCAUGAACGCCGGGAUCCUAAUCGUGCGCUCGCGCGUCACAAACGCACUCUGCGUGGAAAAGCGCAUCCCCCCCUCAGUAAUAACCAGCGGUUUCGCGCUGCGCGAAGUCCGCGCCCUGCAGCAAUGCAACCACGCGCACAUAAUCGGACUAAGCGGCUUCGACCUCUCCCACUCCGCCACAGGCUACGGCAGCAUCUUCAUGCCCUACUGCGACCUGGGGUCCGUCAGCGCACUGCUAUCCCGACUCGCACGGCGCGGCGCCACGCUGCCUGACUCGGGGUUCGUGUGGAAAGCGCUGUGGGAUGUGUCGCUUGCGCUGGCGUAUCUGCAGACUGGGCGGGACGGGAUGAGCGUCGGGCGCGCUGCGAUGGGGGGGUCGAGUGUGUCGCGGAAGGAGGGCUGGAACCGGAUAUUCCACCGCGACAUCAAGCCUGCGAAUCUGUUUCUCACGUGGCAGGACGGGCUGGGCGCGAAUUCUAGCCCGUAUCCGAGUGUGGUGCUGGGAGACUUUGGGUGCGCGGUUAGUGAGCGCGAUAUGCGCGAGGCGCAGAGUACGAUUCCGUUUGCGUGUGAUAUGGCGUUUGUGCCGCCUGAGGCGCCGCGGUGGAGCGAGAUGGGGGAUGUGUAUAUGUUGGGGCUUGUGGGGUGGUGUUUGGCGGAGGGGGUGGGGGUGCCGGAUGCGAGGGAGUGUGAGGCGUUGGCGAGGGGGGUGGAGCGGAAGAAGGGGCUGGAGCGGGUUGUGGGGAUGUGUUUGCGGCUUAGGCCUGAGGAGAGGCCGCGGCCGGAGGAGUUGCCGGUUAGGGUUUGGAAGGCGUAUGAGGGGUGGAAGGCGGGGAGGAAGGAUCUUGGGCAGGCGUUGCCUGAGUGGGCGUUCAAGUCUUGA
This is a messenger RNA of Dothidotthia symphoricarpi CBS 119687, 942 nucleotides long. RefSeq names its product kinase-like protein. The coding region runs from base 1 to 942 and encodes 313 amino acids. Gene Ontology annotation, molecular function: ATP binding; protein kinase activity. The transcript has a single exon. Gene Ontology annotation, biological process: protein phosphorylation. The record is from RefSeq and is a predicted model, not a curated record. NCBI's taxonomy places the organism in Eukaryota, Fungi, Ascomycota, Dothideomycetes, Pleosporales, Dothidotthiaceae.